Capsicum annuum is the source of this 3313-nucleotide messenger RNA. Its product is annotated as inner centromere protein A. The record is from RefSeq and is a predicted model, not a curated record. Gene Ontology annotation, molecular function: DNA binding. The transcript is spliced from 6 exons. The coding region runs from base 1888 to 2946 and encodes 352 amino acids. NCBI's taxonomy places the organism in Eukaryota, Viridiplantae, Streptophyta, Magnoliopsida, Solanales, Solanaceae.
UUAAGUCAAACUACUGAUGUGUUGGUGGAUGAAUUUAUCGAGCUUCUUUUGUUGAACUAUUGUUUUAUGUUCUCUUUAUGGAUGUAGGUGGAGCUAUGUUUUUGAGUUUAUUAGUUCUGAAUUCUAAAAAAGAGCAUUUUAUUGGGUUCUUGAUAAAUUAUUUAUGCGUGUUUAGGUGAAUUUUUAAACACCAAUACGAGGUUUGAGCUAAAACUAGCUGUAGCUCUGCUACUGAGAAGUUUUAAGAGUCCAUAAAAAUUGAGCAAUAUAAAUCCCAGCAGUGACUAAAACUUUAGGUGAUUUCUUUCCAUCUUGCCUUGGUGGACAGAGUUACCUAGGUAUACCUGUUCCUGAUGGAAGGGGGUAGGUAUCCGUGCGCACAACUGGUCCCGACACCACGGUCACCAGGAAAAUAAAAAUUGGGAAAUGUGACCACAUUGAGGGAGAUUAACCCUAUUUACUGAUGUAUAGAAGAUUCCUGGAAACUUGAUUGUUGAGGGAUAGGCAUGGCAUUGGGUAUAUGGAAGGGUGAUUUGGAAUUCUUGGUGAUUUGGGUUAAGUUUCGAAAUAGCAUUCCCAUAAGUAGAGGAUGAAACCUUGCUUGUUUAUCCCGACGAGGGUUUAUGAAUCACUCAAAUGAGCCUUUCUAGCCGCAUUUGAAUCGGCAUCCCUAUCCAUAUGUUUAUGCGCAGGGGCAUUCUGUAGAAUCUAUUGGGGAAUCCCCAUCCGCACCCGAAUUGGCUAAAUCUAGUAUGGUGGGUCUUGUUCCAAAAUAUGCCUAGCUAUCUUUUUGAUGAAUUGGGUGAGUUAUACUUUGGCCCUUCUGAUGAGAAAUUCCAGGGGUGUGAGCUCCCAAAUUAUUACUCCCUCCGUUUCAAUUUGUUUGUCUUACUUUUCUUUUCAUUCCAUUUCAAAAAGAAUGUCUUUUCCUUUUUUGACAACUCUUAAUUGUAACUUUCCAAAUGACAUGUUUAACACCACAAGAUUAAAGGACAUUUUGCUGCAUUUACGUAUCUUUAGUUUAAGUCAAACCAAAUAGACAAUCGAAAUGAAGGGAUUAGUACUUUAUAUGAGGUUCGUAAAGUCGAGCUAUGUUAAAAAUUUGUAAAUGAACACUACCACAAUUCCUGUCAAGAACUUAGACGGACAUGCACUUGGUAAAAUAUUUAAGCAUAGAAGAAUUUUUCCACGAAUUGGUAAUAUUUUCCUAUUUGUAUUACGAUGUCGUCAUUUUGGCAGUUAUCACUUUUUGUUUUAGUUUCAUGUAUCUGAACUUCUGAGCCAACUUUUGUUGUCUCAUUGUUUCUCCUUUCCUCUCCUUCUGUCCUUUUUAUUUUCUUUGGUUUUGUCUUGAAAGUCAAAACCAUUAUGAAUCAUUUCCGGACUGUUCACUUGAGUCUACUUGAGUUUUACUCGAAAUGUUCAUAUUUGCUUCGGUUUUUACUUAGUUUAUGGUUUGGUUUUCUAUUCUACUUCUCGUGCAAAGAGGUAAGACAAUUCAGAGCAUAGCUUUUUGUGUUAGAUGCCAAACAAUGCUCUGACACACUGUUAAGUCCCACAUAUGUGGUGGGAGGCAAAUAUGUAUCCAUAUAUGAUCUUUGGCAAUCCUCACCUCUUGAGCUAGUUUUUGGAGUUGGGUUAGGUCCAAGGUCCAUUUUUUAACGACAAGAAUUUGUAAGAGCAGUGGGUCAUUGCCUUUCCGGAAUAGCAAUGUUGUUUAUCAAGAAAUGGGCAGCAGAUGCAUUGCUUUUGGCUGCAUACUAGAAAUUAUUACCUCACCUUCCUAUCAAUACCACAUGUAGAACUUUUCUCUCCCCAACUUCGGUCUGUGUGGCUGACUGUACACGAAGUAGACUGAGCAUAUUAAAGUUAAUCUAUCAUGCAUCUAUGGUUCAGAACAAUUCCCUAUCAUCAGGCUUUGCUAUUUCAUCCAAAGGCGAAGACUCAUAUAAACUGUUCUAUGCCAGAAAUGGCUCGGCGGAGAUGUUGCAGUUAAUGAGAUGUAAUGCAAGAAAACGGAGUGCUGAUGUGUCCAAGGAGGAAGUUUUGACUGAAGACUUACAAGAAGAGGACUAUUCCAACACAGACAAGGGUUUCAACAGCAAGGGUGGUAACAAAAAGGAAGUAGAAAGAAGAAGAAAGAUCGGAUUAGCAAACAGAGGGAAAGUGCCAUGGAACAAAGGCAGAAAACACAGUCCAGAGACUCGUGAAAAGAUCAAACAGAGAACCAAAGAAGCUUUGAGUGAUCCCAAGAUAAGACGAAAGAUGUCUGAAUGUCCACGCUCUCUUAGCAACCAGACCAAGACAAAAAUACGCACAUCUCUCAGAAAAAUCUGGGCUGAACGAUUAAAGUGGAAAAGGUCAAGGGAGAAAUUUUUUCAGAUAUGGGCUGAAAGCAUAGCAAAUGCUGCUAAGGUAGGUGGCAGCGACCAAGAAGAAUUAGAAUGGGACAGCUAUGAGAAGAUUAAAAAAGAGAUAGCUCUCGAACAGCUUCAGUUGGCGGCAGAAAAGGCAAAGGCAAAAGAAAUGGCACGUAUACGAGCUGAGAGAGCAGCACAGAGAAAGACAGAAAAUAUGCAGAGGCUUGCCCAGAGAAGAAAAGAACAAGUAGAAAAGCAAAAAGUUGAAGGAAAAACAAAGAGACCAAGAAGACGGUCAAAGCAAGAGAAAGAAGAGUUAGCUGUUGCUGAAGAAUUGAAACUCAAGGCGAAAUUAGUGAAGAUUCAUCAGAAGAAGAAGCCCACACUUGGUCAUGUUUGUAGAGAACAUUGUCGAGCUUGGGAAAGACUCGAUGUAGCAAUCAUAAAUAGACCUCAAGUACAAAACACAGUUUCACUUGCAGAUCAGAUUGGUUCUGCCAAGAAGAGAACAGAGAAUGUAAAUGGAAAAACUUUUAGUAUGGCAUCCUCUGGCUCUCAAUCUAUUGAAGUAUCUGCAGAGGCCUGAUUCUUCACAGUGGAAACAGAAUGACAGAACUAUUUUCUCCAAUCAUUCACUACUUGCAUUGGCAUAUGAGAAUGUCUGGACAACUUUGGCCUCGUCUUUCGGGAGCUUCAUUCUGGGGAUCUGAAGCUCAAUGUAAUGGCUAUCACUCAUCUGAUUGGAAGAACACAGAGAUGUUAAAUUCUCGGUUUUUCAGGAUUACCAUUAACUGUAGAAAAUGUAAUGGAAAAAGGAAAAGCGGAAUGAGUCAUCCAUCUUGUGAUAUUCAAGUUCUGCGAAAAAAUGGAUUGCCAAUCAUCUGUCCCCAGUCCCAAUAACACAACUUGAUAGAUUUGGUCGAGUUAAAAUUAGUUCAUUCUUGAAUGUUGCA